GGUUGGUAAGCGCCUGCUCUGUGCUGUAAGUAUGCAACUUGCUUCGCUUCCACGUGAAAUCAUCGAUCAUUGCGCCGCCGUGCCAGUUGGAGGAAACUAAAACAACAACAAAGAUGGAAGAGGUUAUGCUGGAACCAACUCUCUACACAAUCAAGGGGAUGGCCAUCCUCGACAACGACGGCAACAGGAUUCUGGCCAAGUAUUAUGACAAGAACGUGUUUCCCACUGUGACCGAGCAAAAGGCGUUUGAGAAGAACCUUUUUAACAAGACCCACAGAGCAGACGCAGAGAUCAUCAUGCUAGAUGGGCUCACUUGUGUGUACAGGAGUAAUGUCGAUCUUUUCUUCUACGUCAUGGGUAGCUCUUUCGAGAACGAGCUCAUCUUGAUGAGCGUUCUCAACUGCCUGUAUGACUCAAUCAGUCAAAUUCUGAGGAAAAACGUGGAAAAGAGGGUUAUUAUGGAGAACUUGGACAUUGUCAUGCUGGCUAUGGAUGAAAUUUGUGAUGGAGGAAUCAUUCUUGAGGCCGACUCCGGGAAUGUAGUGCAAAGGGUGGCCCUGCGAGCAGAUGACAUUCCGCUGGGAGAACAGACGGUCGCGCAGGUUGUAGAAUAUCUGCUUGGUUAUUGAGGGGUUGAUGGUUGCAAGGAAUUCGGUUGUGCCUCUGUUUCUCUUAAAAGUUUCCUUCCUAUACUAAAGCACCAAAAUAAUAACUCGCCGUUACUCACAUCUAACUCUAAAGAAAAACAAUUAACAUUAAAUAACCAAAGUCGGUGACGGAAAAUGAGAGAAGACUGAGUCUGA
Cloeon dipterum is the source of this 803-nucleotide messenger RNA. RefSeq names its product COPI coat complex subunit zeta (gene zetaCOP). The transcript is spliced from 5 exons. Gene Ontology annotation, biological process: retrograde vesicle-mediated transport, Golgi to endoplasmic reticulum; intracellular protein transport; intra-Golgi vesicle-mediated transport. Bases 114 to 629 code for a protein of 171 amino acids. NCBI's taxonomy places the organism in Eukaryota, Metazoa, Arthropoda, Insecta, Ephemeroptera, Baetidae. The record is from RefSeq and is a predicted model, not a curated record. Gene Ontology annotation, cellular component: COPI vesicle coat.